Molecule: messenger RNA, 2145 nt
Organism: Myotis lucifugus (little brown bat)
Lineage: Eukaryota; Metazoa; Chordata; Mammalia; Chiroptera; Vespertilionidae
Gene: HEXIM2
Product: hexamethylene bisacetamide inducible 2
Exons: 4
Coding region: 917-1732 (271 amino acids)
Biological process (GO): negative regulation of cyclin-dependent protein serine/threonine kinase activity; negative regulation of transcription by RNA polymerase II
Cellular component (GO): nucleus; cytoplasm; nucleoplasm
Molecular function (GO): 7SK snRNA binding; cyclin-dependent protein serine/threonine kinase inhibitor activity
Source: RefSeq, a predicted model, not a curated record
GAUGGCUCAGAUUUCAAAAUGCAAACAGAUGUUCCUGAAGCCUCCGAGAGGGGCCACUCCCCUUUUAUUUCCAUAGUCCUGGCGACUCCUAAGUUAUUUUGUGUCCCAACACCCAUGCCCCUUUGAUGUAAACUUUCACGAAAAGUGGGAAAACACUUUUUUUGGAGUUUCCCCAAGUGGCUGGCGCCGUACGAGGUCAGGUGGUUCCGAGAAUGGGCGCUGGUCGGGACAAACCUCGAGGACAAGAGCGCCCAGACUUCCACGCACCGGGGUCCUGCAGGCGUCUGCACGCGCCCACCCCGCCGGGCCCGGGGGCUCGGGUCGGACGUCACCGCGGGAGGCAGCCCGGGCCCGGGGGCUCGGUGUACGGGGCGGGGAACAGUGGGUGGGCCGGGCUCUCCGACCUCCGAGCCCCCAGCUCGCCGACUGCCACGCCAGAGGGACGCGCGGCCAGCGCCUCCACCGCCACCCUCCCCGGCGGCGCAGUCUUUGGAAUCUGGCGUCUUGGCCACUUCGCCCGUCCAAGUGGGGGCGGGGUGGCCGCCAUACCCAGGCCGAAUGGGGCCGGGAAAAGAACUUGACAACGCUCGGCCGCAUGACCUGCGCCCCCGUGGGAGGACAGCAGAAGAGAGUCGCUUCACUCGGUCUCUCCCCAACCUGGGGUCUCGGGAAACACGCGCGCCUGAGCGGCUUGACCGGGGAGAGCUGCUGCAACUGCAGCAAGAGGUAGGGCUGAGGCGCUGGAAUUGCAGACGGGCGAUUGCACAGAAAGACAACAGAUGUAGUCGGUGUGCAUAGCCCUUGCCCUUGACAACAAAUAGGUGUCACUAGUUAAAGGCAUCUGCUGAGAGAUUUGGAACAGAAGAAGGUGGCCCCUCCGAACCAGACCAACUGUAACACAGAGCCAUCAGCAGCCAUGGAGGAGGCCAAGGCCUCUGACUCUUCUAGGAGCCCAGAAACACCCCCUGAGCCUCAUGACCCUGCUGGUUCCCUACCCCUGACACCCCGGAUGGAGAGCCACUCAGAGGAGGAAGAUCCUUCCGGGGCUGGCGGUGGUCUGGGCUGCAAUAGUCGGGGUGCCCGGACCCAGAAUCCCAGGGGCUGCUCAGUGGAGGCGGUGCUGGGCCGCAAGAAGCACCGCCGGCGGCCCUCCAAGCGCAAGCGGCACUGGCGGCCCUACCUGGAGCUGAGCUGGGACGAGAAGCAGCAGCGGGACGAGAAGCAGGGCCAGAGGGCCUCCCGGCUCCGAGAGGAGAUGUUCGCCAAGGGCCAAGCCGUGGCGCCCUACAACACCACCCAGUUCCUGAUGAAUGACCGAAACCCCGAGGAGCCGGACCUGGAUGUGCCUCAGGGGGCCUCGCACCCAGGCUCCAGUGAAGAGAGUGAGGCGGAGGACAGCGGCCGGCCGGUCCGAGCUCCUGGCGAGUUCCAGCAGAGGGACUUCUCGGAGACCUAUGAGCGCUUCCACACGGAGAGCCUGCAGGGCCGCAGCAAGCAGGAGCUGGUGCAGGACUACCUGGAUCUGGAGCGCAGGCUGUCGCUGGCUGAGGAGGAGACCCGGAAGCUGCAGCAGCUGCAGGGGCGCACCAGCCGCCAGUCCUGUCGCCAGGUUGAGGAACUGGCUGCCGAGGUGGAGAGGCUCCGGACAGAGAACCAGCGGCUUCGGCAGGAGAAUGAGAUGUGGAAUCAAGAGGGCGGCCAGGCCCCUCGGGGUGCCCCCUCACCAGUUUAGCCCAAGGAGACAGUUCCAUGUAAUGCACAUGUAGGCCAGCUGGGUCUCAAGGUGGCAGGUGGUGGAUGAAAAUCACUCCCAUCACCCUUGUGCCCCCUGAGAGCAGCUUGACUUCCACCUUGUCAUUUCCACAGUUUGUUCUUUGAUGGCAUUAUUAUUAUUAUUAUUAUUUUAAUUUCAGAUAGGAAGGGAGAUGGAGAGAGAGAAACAUCAAUGAUGAGAAUCAUUGAUCGGCUGCCUCCUGCACGCCCCCUACUGGGGAUCGAGCUCACAACCCGUCAUGUGUCCCUGACCAGAAUGGAAUCUGGGACCAUUCUGACCACAGGCCAAUGCUCUAUCCACUGAGCCAACUCGGCUAGGGUAAUGGCAUCUUAUUUUUCACAGAGAAAAUAAAUGGUUUUGGUGAAAUCAAA